GAAAUGACGGUAAUUAUUAACUCCAUUAUCAUCAACUUUUCUUUAUUUACAAACCCAGAUUCAAUCCAUUACUCUCAUUCUUCUCUCUCGAUCGAUUUUUGUUGCUAUGGCUAAGAGCUCCUUUAAGUUGGAACACCCCCUCGAGAGGAGGCAGGGUGAAGCUUCUCGCAUUAGGGAAAAGUAUCCCGACAGAAUCCCGGUGAUUGUUGAAAGGGCGGAGAAGAGCGAUGUUCCUGAAAUUGAUAAGAAAAAAUAUCUGGUUCCUGCUGAUCUAACUGUUGGCCAAUUCGUCUAUGUUGUUCGGAAGAGGAUUAAGCUGAGCCCUGAGAAGGCUAUAUUCAUUUUUGUGAAGAACAUUCUACCCCCAACUGCCGCUAUGUUGUCUGCCAUAUACGAGGAAAACAAGGAUGAAGACGGUUUUCUUUACAUGACUUACAGUGGCGAGAACACAUUCGGGAUCAUCGAGGCAUACGAUCAAGGGAUAUCCGUGUGAGUGCGAGUCACGAGAAACACAAAAUUGGUCUCAAGAUGUAAAUCCGAGACUCUCUGUUGCUGUGUGUUAAUAUUACCAGUUCAAACGUUGUUCUGAAUUUGGUUACUAAACCAAGCUGGCUU
Hibiscus syriacus is the source of this 615-nucleotide messenger RNA. Its product is annotated as autophagy-related protein 8C-like. Lineage: Eukaryota; Viridiplantae; Streptophyta; Magnoliopsida; Malvales; Malvaceae. The coding region runs from base 107 to 493 and encodes 128 amino acids. The transcript is spliced from 6 exons. The record is from RefSeq and is a predicted model, not a curated record. Gene Ontology annotation, biological process: cellular response to nitrogen starvation.